This is a messenger RNA of Octodon degus (degu), 563 nucleotides long. RefSeq names its product ring-box 1 (gene Rbx1). The record is from RefSeq and is a predicted model, not a curated record. The coding region runs from base 81 to 407 and encodes 108 amino acids. Gene Ontology annotation, molecular function: ubiquitin protein ligase activity; zinc ion binding; cullin family protein binding. NCBI's taxonomy places the organism in Eukaryota, Metazoa, Chordata, Mammalia, Rodentia, Octodontidae. The transcript is spliced from 5 exons. Gene Ontology annotation, cellular component: nucleus; cullin-RING ubiquitin ligase complex. Gene Ontology annotation, biological process: ubiquitin-dependent protein catabolic process; protein ubiquitination.
UGCCCGAGCGUGGGUAAAGAGUGAGGAGGCGUGCGUCGCUGCGCAGACGCAUUGGCGGACGACGGCCGUGUGUUUCCAAAAUGGCGGCGGCGAUGGAUGUGGAUACCCCGAGCGGCACCAACAGCGGCGCGGGCAAGAAACGUUUUGAAGUGAAAAAGUGGAAUGCAGUAGCAUUGUGGGCCUGGGACAUUGUGGUUGAUAAUUGUGCCAUCUGCAGAAACCACAUUAUGGAUCUCUGCAUAGAGUGCCAAGCCAACCAGGCAUCCGCAACGUCAGAAGAAUGCACCGUGGCCUGGGGAGUCUGUAAUCAUGCCUUCCAUUUUCAUUGUAUCUCUCGCUGGCUGAAAACACGGCAAGUGUGUCCGUUGGACAACAGAGAAUGGGAAUUCCAAAAGUAUGGACACUAGAAGAAUUCUGCCAGCAUAACUGUCACUCACUAAGUGACCUGCCUCCUGUUGUCAUAGGUUAGAUAGGCCUCUGUCCUGCCCCUCGUCUUUCCAGUUUGUUCUCCCCUGGCCAUGGUUGUACCCAUGUCAAAUAAAGUUCCAUUGGGUUCUAAAGUG